Molecule: messenger RNA, 270 nt
Organism: Dentiscutata heterogama
Lineage: Eukaryota; Fungi; Glomeromycota; Glomeromycetes; Diversisporales; Gigasporaceae
Source: the annotation of a GenBank genome assembly
CCAACAAAGAUCACUAUCACUAAACAACCAACAAAAACUAUUACUAAUAUCGAUAAUCAAAAGAAACAAACAAAAGUUACUACUGCUAAAGUAGUAGAACAAAUAACUCCUGCUUCAGAUAAACCAAUAGAUACUAAAGAUGAUAAAUCUUUACAAAUUUCAUCAGAAACCAAAGAAUCUGAUCAAAUAAUUAUUAUAGAAGAAAUAGAUGAAUCUGAAGAGGCGUUAAUAGCUGAAUGGUUAAUUGGUACUGGUUUAACAUUUAAACAA